Molecule: messenger RNA, 830 nt
Organism: Lactuca sativa (garden lettuce)
Lineage: Eukaryota; Viridiplantae; Streptophyta; Magnoliopsida; Asterales; Asteraceae
Product: deoxyuridine 5'-triphosphate nucleotidohydrolase
Biological process (GO): dUMP biosynthetic process; dUTP catabolic process
Molecular function (GO): dUTP diphosphatase activity; magnesium ion binding
Source: RefSeq, a predicted model, not a curated record
UCAACUGUCCAAGGUAAAAGAUGGCGGGAACUCUUGGCGCCAUACCACGCACCCUCUCUUUGGCGGGCUAUUUCAUUCCUAAUAAACCCUACCCCUACCGCCAUUAUCGUCAUCCUACGUCUCGUUUUUCUCUAUUCAACUUUUCGUUAAAACCAUCCUUUCUUAGGCCAGUUUCAGCCAUGUCCCACAACAACGGCAGCCCUGAAAUCGAAGGGCCGAUCCCAAAGGUUCAAAAAAUUGACGAUAGAAAUGGAAACUCUGACCAGCCUCUUUUCAGAGUGAAGAAGCUAUCUGAGAAAGCUAUUUUGCCUGCAAGAGGUUCGUCUCUUGCCGCUGGUUACGAUCUUUCAAGUGCAAUUGAUACCAAAGUGCCAGCAAGGGGUAAAGCACUGGUUCCCACAGAUUUAUCCAUAGCUGUACCAGAAGGGACAUAUGCUCGAAUCGCUCCGAGAUCUGGUCUCACAUGGAAGCAUUCAAUUGAUGUUGGGGCUGGUGUGAUUGAUGCCGACUACAGAGGUCCAGUUGGGGUAAUCUUGUUCAACCAUUCUGAUAGUGAUUUUGAAGUGAAAACUGGUGAUAGAAUUGCGCAGUUGAUUAUUGAGAAGAUAAUCACACCUGAAGUCGUUGAGGUUGAUGAUCUUGAUUCAACUGUAAGAGGUGCAGGUGGGUUUGGAUCAACUGGCGUUUAACAAUCUGUACAAGUAAUUAUGAUAUUAAGAACUUUUAUUCAAUUAGGCUCUUAGAUUUAGGAAGUUUACAUGAUUGUUUGCUAUAAAACUGCUUGUGGUUUUUGUGGAACAUUUCGUCGAACAGUUGGUGGGUUGUGAAAA